ACCUGCUUUGUCCUCUUGCCAAGACUUCGGUGCCACCGAACGUUAUCGGGUAGCGAAGAUCUCAUUAGAAAGGGGAAAUUUGAAAUAAGAGACUCAGUCAUGAAGUUCCAGGUUUUUUGCUUGUGCUCGGUGGCACUGGCAGCGCUGGUCGUAUCCACCAGUGGAAGCCCUCAUCCAUCAGGAUUAAUGCAGAGUGCCAAAGCCAUCAAAAAACUUAUCCGUGGCUUGAAGAGUCCAGAAUCGAGCAACAGCGGCAGCAGCAGCACCGAAAGUGUGACAAGUAGAGGCCGUAGCAUCGAUAGUAGCAAUCCUUUGUCAGCAUUUGUUGAUGGAGUUCAAGCUGCGCGUCAGACAUCAAGUUCUUCUUCCGAUUCCAACACAUCCACAACAGCGAGUGAAGACUCUAACAGCGUUAGAACUCGCCGAACUGCCGUGGAUUUCGAUAUCGUGUCCAUGAUCAUCCAAGUUGUCGUUCUUAUGAUUGAGAUUCAAAUCAGAAUCGCGUUGAAACUUUUCGGGAUUCGACUUCCGGAAUCUUUGAACCUUUCCAAUCUACUUCGCGAGCCACUCAGGUUACUCGAAAAUUUGUCUUAGCUCUUUGUAGUUAGUUAUUUACAGGUAAUACUCUUUAAUUAGGAUUAUACGAAAGAAAAUAUAAAGACAAUGCAACUUUCUACUACAGGAAGCAAUAUUCAGUCAAAAAUAUUCCAGGUAAAUGCUGAUAUUAGAAUAUUUCAUGAGCCAUCGCCGUAUGUCCAAUAUACUUUAUAAUGGCGAGCUCGGCCAUUAUGUUCCUGUUUUUUGUAUAUGAAGUAUAUAUGUUGUGUUUAGCAAGUUUUUGAUAUUAUUAUAUAAUAAAUGAGAAACUCU
Hyalella azteca is the source of this 870-nucleotide messenger RNA. RefSeq lists its product as uncharacterized. The transcript is spliced from 2 exons. Bases 100 to 594 code for a protein of 164 amino acids. Lineage: Eukaryota; Metazoa; Arthropoda; Malacostraca; Amphipoda; Hyalellidae. The record is from RefSeq and is a predicted model, not a curated record.